UUCCAGUGAAUUAAAUAUUUUAUAUAUAAUUAAAGAAAUACUAUCGACGCAUAAACCAAGUCUGCAGAAUUAGGUUAAAGUUACAUAAGUGAGAAAAAACUGAACUAAUAUUAGAAAAAGAAAACUAUAUAAGAAAAAAGGCGAACAACGCAAUUAAAAAUGCAUCAUCCAAACGCUAAAUCGUUUUUAAUACGAGAUUUACUGGGAGAUUUAAUAAAUCGACCGCCGCCGGACAGUGAUUCCGAGUUAUCCGAUGACAAUUCAGAAAUCGACAUAGAGGAUCGUUCUUCAACCGAUUCGGAUAUGCUGCACAGUCAUCGCUAUGGCUCGGCGGCGCAAGAUGGCAGACGAUUAAAUUUCAUGGUGAAUGAGUCCAGCGUUGAAUCCAACCAGCAUUCACCAAAUGGUGACGAGCUUGGCAAUAAUCCCAACCGAAAUUCCAUCGGCAUCAGCACUGCCGCAACGGCCAAUAAUAAUAAUAACUUGGAAUUGCGCGCUACGCAUUUGCAAACACAUGGUUAUGGUGGCGGUGGCAGUGGCAGUGGCGACCAUAUGCACAAUGGCAAGUUGGGCUUAAGUUUAAAUAAGAGUGGACGCAAACCACGACGACGACGUACCGCCUUCACGCACGCUCAACUUGCCUAUCUAGAGCGCAAGUUUCGCUGUCAAAAGUAUUUAUCUGUUGCCGAUCGCAGCGAUGUGGCCGAGACGCUCAAUUUAUCUGAAACACAAGUGAAAACUUGGUACCAGAAUAGACGCACUAAAUGGAAGCGACAAAAUCAAUUGCGUCUUGAACAAUUGCGCCAUCAAGCGACGUUAGAGAAAGAAUUUGCUGGCGAUGGCACUGCUGGCACAGGACUAGGCUGUUGUCCAACUGGCUUAUCGACUUUCAGCUCAACGAACCCAUGCAAUUUUCUUACAUCGGCUGCGGCGGCGGCAAUAUUCCGCAACGUUGGCUACGUGCAUGGCUGUCCGUUGUAAGACAAAGGGCCUUUGCUGAAUAAUUUAGUGAAAAUUUAAUUUAGAUAUGCUAAUGUUUAUAUAAUUUCACUGUAAAUACCCGAAAUAUGCGUUAAGGACUCUGUUUUGUUGUACAAUAAUUACAUUUAACAUUAGAAAUCUAAUGAUAAUACUUUAUUAUUGUAAUUUGGAAGUAUA
Ceratitis capitata (Mediterranean fruit fly) is the source of this 1158-nucleotide messenger RNA. Its product is annotated as homeobox protein B-H2. Gene Ontology annotation, biological process: cell differentiation; regulation of transcription by RNA polymerase II. Bases 160 to 981 code for a protein of 273 amino acids. Gene Ontology annotation, molecular function: DNA-binding transcription factor activity, RNA polymerase II-specific; RNA polymerase II cis-regulatory region sequence-specific DNA binding. Gene Ontology annotation, cellular component: nucleus. Lineage: Eukaryota; Metazoa; Arthropoda; Insecta; Diptera; Tephritidae. The transcript is spliced from 3 exons. The record is from RefSeq and is a predicted model, not a curated record.